Messenger RNA from Triplophysa rosa, 3007 nucleotides. RefSeq names its product mevalonate kinase (gene mvk). The transcript is spliced from 10 exons. Gene Ontology annotation, molecular function: ATP binding; mevalonate kinase activity. NCBI's taxonomy places the organism in Eukaryota, Metazoa, Chordata, Actinopteri, Cypriniformes, Nemacheilidae. The record is from RefSeq and is a predicted model, not a curated record. Gene Ontology annotation, cellular component: cytoplasm. Gene Ontology annotation, biological process: isoprenoid biosynthetic process; cholesterol biosynthetic process. Bases 270 to 1466 code for a protein of 398 amino acids.
UUGCUCUGAUUGGUCCAGAGUAGCGAGUGCGUUCCUUCACAUGUCGACCGAAAUCUCUUCUGUGAAGAGGAACAUUUGUUUUGCGCACUUUAUAGACUUCAGAGCCUUUUAUAGACAGAAAUGGAUUUUUAAGUUUUUUUGUGUCGUGGAUUAACAUUAAUAUGAGUAGCAAGUUUGUCAGCUCUGGUACAUACGCUUAUAAAUAGAGAAUCAAGUUGUUUAUCUUGGACCUUGUCGUGGUAAUAUUUUGUUAAAUCGUAACAUUCACAAUGCAUACGAGGGACUGCUACGUUUCAGCACCGGGUAAAGCGAUUCUGCAUGGUGAGCAUGCUGUGGUGCAUGGAAAGGUCGCUCUGGCUGUGAGUUUGAACCUGCGCACAUACUUGCGCCUGCAGUCCACAUCAAACGGAAAAGUGUGCCUCAAUCUCCCCAAUAUUGACACUUUCCUGUCCUGGGAAAUAACGGCACUACAGCCUCUUCUGGAUUGUUGUAGAGAACAUGUAGACCUGAAGCAGGAGCUUGAUGACGAUCUCUUGAAGAGGCUCCGUGCAUAUACUGGCAUUGCAGAUGCUUCAACAGACACAAGAAGCAUGGCUGUUUUGGCAUUCCUCUAUAUGUACCUGUCUGUUUUUGGCGAGGCGGAGUCUCUAGCCAGUAUCACAGUAUCUGUGUGGUCAGAGUUACCCACAGGAGCUGGUUUAGGCUCCAGUGCCGCCUAUAAUGUUUGCCUGGCCGCUGCCCUGCUGUCUGCCAGAGGGAUCAUACCCUCUCCUCUCACACCCCAACAGGAUUCAGCCAGAUGGAGUAAAGAGGAGAUGGAGCUGAUUAACAGGUGGGCGUUUAUGGGUGAGAAGAUCAUCCACGGGAACCCUUCAGGGGUGGAUAAUGCUGUGGGUACAUGGGGUUGUUUUCUAAGAUACCAUGACGGGAAAAUAACUCCACUAGACCGGGUCCCAGUUCUGAGAAUCCUUCUUACUAACACCAAAGUACCACGCAGCACCAAAGUGCUUGUUUCUGGAGUUAAGGACAAACUUAACAAGUUUCCUGCUGUGAUGAAGCCGGUGUUGGAGUCAGUCGACGCUGUGUCCUGCACCUGUGAACAGACACUAACAGAGAUGUCGGCACGUGGACCUUCAGCUGAGCAUUACAACAUACUCGAGGAGCUUAUUGAUAUAAACCAGCACCAUCUGAAUGUGAUGGGUGUGGGUCACUCCUCUUUGGACAUCCUGUGUAAGAUCACCUUGGCCCAGGGUCUGCACAGCAAACUGACGGGGGCCGGAGGUGGAGGCUGUGGAAUCACUCUGCUCCGACCAGAAACGGAUGCAUUAGUGAUCCAGAGCACCAUUGAAGAGCUGCAGGCUUGUGGCUUUGACUGCUGGGAGACGAGUAUCGGAGGUCCAGGCGUACAGCAGCACUCUUCUGAUGUGCUCACACAGGACAUACUGAAGAUACUUACCAGCUACUGAGUCACAGAAAAUACGUCCUCAUUCACAGAUGCUUGCUGCUGAUUGUUUAACAGACAACAUAUAGAAUUGCACCAUUAUUUCUCUUAAAUGGAAAUUGAUAUCAAGUUGAAGAGAGAAUCUUGUAUAUUUGGUCAUUACAUUCAGAGCGAUUGUGGACACUUACAAAGUAUUUUUCAUUUUCACAUCUUCACUUUUCUAAAUAUUCUAAAAGGAUAUAUUUGCUUUUUAGGAAACCUUGACUCUACAUUUCGGAUAAAACAUGCUGUUCAUGAACGUGAAAUAUAGGAACCCCAGUUUGCGUGCAUCUUCCUCAUAACUCUCUCAAAGAUUUUUGUGUCCACAUAUUCAAAUUGCUGUCAGUGAAGUUGCCAAUAGAGGGCAGCAGAGUGUAGGAAACGGAACAGAUGCUGUCAAGCUUAUGCAUAAUAUAUGAAAAAAUGUAACACUUACAAAAUGAAUUAGUCAAUACAUAUUGACUACAAAUUCUAAUUGUUCAUGAAAAGCCAUGUUGUACAAAACAACAAUUACUUGGUUGUCUGUCUGUGUAUUGUUAGUAAAGUCUGAACAUAUCAUUUGCAAAAAUCUUGUCAAAAACACAUAUAGCAUUACUGAUCGGAGAUAGUACAGCUUAGACUAUUUUAGCAGAGGAGAGCUGUUAGAUUUUCACUAAACCCAAAGUAAUCACAUUUCUGUUUUUUGCCCUUUGGAUUCAGAACUGUUUUUGUGUAGAAUAUUCAGACAGAGAUUAGACACAGGGAUGCAUUUGGCUGUCGACCAGAAGCAGUCCAAGUUGAUCUUCAAAGCACAAAGAUGUAAUAAACGCUCUGCACUUAGUGGCGAGCAAAUUUCCCUGCAGUCCCGGGAGAGGGGUGUAAUUUUAGUGGUGUUUGGUGAGGUACAGAUAAAGAGGGCCGUCUUCAGAAAUCCAGACGUUGAGCUGGAGAACAGGAAAUGAAACGGUCCAGAGUUGUGUGUAGAAGGUCAGAACUUUUGCUUUGUCAAAUGCACUUUGAGAAGACCUUCUCUUGAGGUCAUAGAUAUGAAUUUGAAAUAUUGCUUUAUUGUGAAUGUGUUGACAAUAUCAGUAUUUUUUAAAUUUGAAAAAGUAAAAAGAUCCUAAAAAAUAAAAACAUUGUGGUGCUUUUAUAACAUUUUUUGUUUGAACAGCCUGGCAUUAAAGCAUUGGUUGAGCCCAUGGGGCGAGUUUAGGACAGUUUUAUAUAGGGAAACCUGUUUCAAAGCAGUCACUAUUUUGCAAUUCUGCAGAAAUUACAUUAAAAAAGUAGUUCAACUAGAAAAGGCGGGUGUUAAAAUACAGAGACGAGACUACAGAGCUUCAGAAAAUAACACUGCAAAGCUCAGAGGAAGUGACCUCAGACCCCACAUCUGAGUCUUUGUCAUCUUGUCAAUCAUGGCAUGUGGCAUUUAUCCAUGAGCUUGGCCGCCUACCUAUAAAUACACCAUGAUUAUUUGUUUGCCUGAUUCCAUCAGCUCUAAAGGGUAAAAAUGACUCGCAUCUUCCUCUCUGAUUUUAGCUCGCC